AUGAUAAUGAAUAAUGAAAAUGAGGAAAUUUCAAAAGAUGAUUCAACUAUUUUAGAAAUCACUAAUCCUACUACGAAUUCAACAAUAAAUAUCAAAAUAUUAUAUCCAAUAUCAACGAAAUCCAUCUUAUCAGAAUAUAUCAAUAAAUCAAAAACCAGAAACAUUCACUACUUUUAUAAUAAUAAUAUGAAUUUAAAAACACCUCAUUUAAUAAAAUUUAAUGAUAAUGAUCAAAAUGGAGUAAUAUUCCCCGUGGUUAAUGAUUUUUACGGAUAUUUCAAUUUUGAAAACGAUGACGACCACGACGACGAAGAUAUAUGUGAAAGCAAUGAAUAUGAAUAUAUGAAUAUAUCAACACCUAGUGAAUUAAUUAAUAAAUGUGAGAAAUUAACACUUGGUGAAUCAAAAGUUGAAAUUGAUAAUUUUUCAAUGAAACCACCACCAUUACCACCACUACUACUAUCAUCACAUUCAAAUAUAAAUACCACGAAUACUAAUAUUGAAGAUAUUGAAGAAGUAAAAGAUCCUAUUGAAUUUUUAACAUUUAGAUAUUAUUCAACUUUAUAUUCAUUAAAAGAUCCAUUAAGUUAUUUUCCUAAAACUGCAUUACCUAGAUUUAAAAAUUUAUGUAUUGAAAAUAAAUCAACUAUUAUUAUGAUUGAUUUAUUGAAAAAUUUUUGUUUAAAUAUUAAUGAAUUUGAUAAUCGACAUAAUCAUAAAUAUGGAAUUUUAUCUAUUUCAAAAGGAUUAUCAAAAAUUGAAUUAAUUGAACAAGAUAAAUUUAAAUCAAGAAAUGGAUUUCUGAUUGAACAGGAAAAUAAUGAUGAGGAAGAGAUAAAGGGGAUAAGUUUAGAGAAAUUAUCUCAAUUAAUACUUGAUUUGAAAAUAAGAGAAGCUCAAUUACAAAUAAUUACCAUAUUUGAAAUAUUAUCAAUGCUUGAAAUAAAUGAAAAUGAAUUUCUUGAAAAGAAUAAGAAAAUACAAAAAAAAUUAGAGAAGAUAAAAGAAAAGAAAGCUAAACUGAGUUUAAUAGGGAAGAAUAGAAGAAAGAAGGAAAAGAAGGUUCAAAAAGAGGUGGAUGAUGGAGAAGAAUUAGGAGGUGAUGAAUAUUUGAUAUAUCAAUCAUUGAAUAAUCUUAUUGAUAGAUUAAAUUUAUGGGAUACUUUAUCAACAAGAGCAGAAGGUGCAGGUACAUAUGGAUUUAUGGCAUAUGUAUUAGUACCAUAUUUCAAUAAGAAACUACCUAAUUUAAUGAAACAUGUAAUUGAAAAUAUGAAAGGACUGAAUAUGAAAUUAAUAAGUUCAAAGAGAAAGAAACAUGAAAAUGAUGAUAAAAAUCAACAAGAUUCUAAAAAAUCAAAAUCAAAAUUUAGAAAAGUUUUAUUGGAUAAAAAACCACCAAGUUUAUCUAAAUCUGAUACUAUUGUUGAUUCAGAAGAUUUUAAACCAUUAACUUCAUUGAAAAGAUCACAAUCUAAUUUAUCUACGAAAAUGCUAUCAAAAAGAGAAGUUGAUUUAAAUAUUAAAACUAAACCAGAAUCACUUGAUUCAAAUUCAAAUUCAACUCAAUCAUUUAUAUUUAGAUCACAACUUAAAAGAUCAAAAUCAACCACAACUACAACUACAUCAACAAUGACAAUAUCAAAUAAACCUAAAUUUAGAAAAUCAUUAUCUCAAGUAGAAGCAACGCCAGCAAAAUCAAGAGUAAUUAAUAUUUCACAAUCACAAGUCCAAGCAACACCAGUAGUAAUAAUGAAAAAUUCAAAUUCAAUUCACAAUAAUACUAAUAAUUUCAAUUCAUUAUCUCAAAUUGAAGCUACUCCACAUACUUCGAUUCAUUCACCACCAAUUUCAACUCCAUUAAAUAAAUUUAUUAAACCUGAUAAAAAACAAAAUUCAAUUAAUGAAAAAUUACUCUCUGCUUCAAAAGAAAUAGAUCUUAUUCAAAAAACUCCAAUAAAGUCAACAACAUCAACAACAACAAAUAAUACAUUGACAAUGAUUGAAGCUACUCCUGGAUAUUUAAUUGAUUCAUCACCUUUGAAAAAUUUGGAUUCUAGUCAUCAAGGUAAACCAAAACCUGGUGAACCCAUACCUAUUGAAACUUCACCAUUAUUAAAUGUAUUAAGAGAUUCUGAAUCUUUAAUACAUAAAAUGAAACCAGUUAAUUUAUUUACUGAUCAUGAUCAUGAUUAUGAGUAUGAUUCUGAUGAAUUGUUAAAUCCAAACAAAAACAGAUCCAACAAAACAUAUUCCAAGAAAAGACAUUAA
Candida tropicalis MYA-3404 is the source of this 2271-nucleotide messenger RNA. RefSeq lists its product as uncharacterized. The transcript has a single exon. Lineage: Eukaryota; Fungi; Ascomycota; Pichiomycetes; Serinales; Debaryomycetaceae. Bases 1 to 2271 code for a protein of 756 amino acids. Gene Ontology annotation, cellular component: DNA replication preinitiation complex. The record is from RefSeq and is a predicted model, not a curated record. Gene Ontology annotation, biological process: DNA replication initiation.